Molecule: messenger RNA, 585 nt
Organism: Diaporthe amygdali
Lineage: Eukaryota; Fungi; Ascomycota; Sordariomycetes; Diaporthales; Diaporthaceae
Exons: 2
Coding region: 1-585 (194 amino acids)
Source: RefSeq, a predicted model, not a curated record
AUGUCUGCGCCGAAUAUCGACUCUCUCGCUGGCCAGGGCGAGUUCCAUAGUAAGAAAGCCGGCGCAGAGCCCCUCACACAUAAGGGACACAAGCCAGGAGUCAAGGUUGGAAACGACGCCGCUCCUGAGUUCAACGCCGAGGUGCACGACUCCGGCACUGCCCCAAGCAAGGAUGCCUUUACGCCCAAUGCGGAGUCAGAGGUGCCAGGGCAAGCCCAGAAUGACGCCGCGACAGCACGAACAGACGCCCUGAGCAGCCUCCCUGGCGCAACGUCCGGCUCGAUCCACAACGCGACAGAGUUUGGCAAGCCGGCGCAAGGCGAGACGAGCGCGGAAGCACACGGCAACCAGAAGCAGAGCCGCACAGGCAACGAAGGUCGCAUCCAGCCCGGUCAGUCCCUGGAGACAGGUGAUGGCUCCGUCGAGGGCAAGGCUCGGGCGAUAGGGGCUGACCUCGACGGCCGCGCAGGAGAGCUGAAGGGACAGAAGGGAGCUAGCGGUGCUUCUGAGGGUGGUGUCAACUGGCCCGGCGCCGAGAGUGCUGAGCCUGUCGGCGCGGAGGAGCUUGCUGCUGAGAGACAAUGA